This is a messenger RNA of Dermacentor silvarum, 1007 nucleotides long. It is a transcript of the gene Der-2, whose product is annotated as derlin-2-like. Gene Ontology annotation, biological process: endoplasmic reticulum unfolded protein response. The coding region runs from base 201 to 923 and encodes 240 amino acids. Gene Ontology annotation, cellular component: Hrd1p ubiquitin ligase ERAD-L complex; endoplasmic reticulum membrane. The transcript has 6 exons. Gene Ontology annotation, molecular function: misfolded protein binding; ubiquitin-specific protease binding. NCBI's taxonomy places the organism in Eukaryota, Metazoa, Arthropoda, Arachnida, Ixodida, Ixodidae. The record is from RefSeq and is a predicted model, not a curated record.
CAUCCGGCAAGCAGCUCCGUGUCGGUGUGAUGUCGGCAAUACUACCUCUCCCUCUGUUGAAGCAGCGAGUUACACGUGGAUUAGUACAGCAACUCACCCAGGAAAAGUGAAGAAGCCGCUAUGCCACUAACCGAACCUGUGUUGUAGCCCGUGGCCCGACUCAUGUGUGUGCACUUACCUCGAACACUGAGCGAGACGUGAUGGCUCUGCGUAUGUUGACGCAAGAAUUUAUGCAAGUCCCUGUUGUCACUCGGACAUACACUGCAGCGUGCGUGCUUACGACCGCAGCAGUAGUAAGUAGUAGCAUAGAGCACCUAGAUAUUAUCUCGCCAUUCCAACUGUACUUCAACCCAACCCUGAUAAUAAAGCACUACCAAGUAUGGAGAUUGGUAACAACUUUCCUGUUUUUUGGAACUCUUGGCUUUGCCUUCUUCUUCAACAUGCUAUUCACUGUCAGAUACUGCCGAAUGCUCGAGGAAGGCUCGUUUCGAGGAAGGACAGCUGACUUUUUCUACAUGUUUCUGCUCGGUGGAUCGUUGAUAAUUGUGAUAGGGAUGUUUGUCAACCAGCUGUUCCUGGGGCACGCCUUCACCACAAUGCUAGUGUACAUUUGGAGCCGGCGGAAUCCGUACUUCCGGCUCAACUUCUUUGGGCUCAUAAACUUUCAGGCACCGUACCUGCCGUGGGUGCUGCUGGGCUUCUCACUCAUUCUGGGCAACUCGGUGAUCGUCGACAUCGUAGGUGUCAUUGUUGGCCAUAUUUAUUACUUCCUUGAGGAUGUCUUCCCAAACCAAAGAGGUGGAUUCCGCUUGCUGGCUACUCCCAGAUUUAUAAAGUACCUGUUUGAGUCGCCACCGGCUGACCCUAACUACAACCCACUGCCAGAAGACAGGCCAGGUGGAUUUGACUGGGGGAACAACUGAGUUGGCAAAAGUGUUUCCUUUCUCAAAUGUUGAUGCUGUUGUUGCUGCCCAAACCUGGAGAAUAAAAGAGGAUUCUGUUCUUUU